AUGCUGACGCGGCCCCAGGGGCCGGUCGACGAAUGCGGCCGGCGCAUCAUUGCAGCGCGCAAGAAGCCUCCGCGACCCUCAUGCGCUCCAAAGGUGCCUGCGCACAUCGUCGAUGAGUGCGAGAAGUCGUACAAGGCCGCGGACGAGAAGAAAGUCAAGACAACUAACGUAGAUACUCCAGGCGAGCAACAGAAAUAUGCGAUCGCGCUCCUCGAGCAUCUCUUUACAUUCCUCCCCCCCAAUGCGACUGUUGCGGCACUGUACGACAUUGGCUGUGUCGUCGAUCGCAGCCUCGAACUGUACAACAUCCUACCUGUUGAUAUCCACCAACGACUCAUAUUCGCCAUCUCCGCAAUGCACACGUACGGCCAUCAAUGGGCCUGUCAGAUCGUCUACAACCCCCGUUUACGCGAAGGCCUCGGGCUCACCGAUGGUGAGGGCGUCGAGAGGCUCUGGUCGAGGCUCCGUAAGCUCAUUCCCAUCACACGCUCGUCUGCGGUAAGCACAUGUAUGUUUCCGCCGCAUCAUGCCUCUCAUGACCGCUCGCAGUGA
This is a messenger RNA of Postia placenta MAD-698-R-SB12, 552 nucleotides long. RefSeq lists its product as hypothetical. NCBI's taxonomy places the organism in Eukaryota, Fungi, Basidiomycota, Agaricomycetes, Polyporales, Adustoporiaceae. The record is from RefSeq and is a predicted model, not a curated record. Bases 1 to 552 code for a protein of 183 amino acids. The transcript is spliced from 4 exons.